AGGGGGAGGGCGAAGAGAGGAGGAGAAGGGAGGGAGGGGAAUAUGACCAGUAAGUAAACAAACAAGCACAAGACAAGACAUGUCAAGCCCGUACAGAGUUGGAGACAAAAACCACGACGAGUAUGCGUUACAGUAACCUAUAGUAGGUGCAUACAGGUGUAUUCUAACCAUGAAGAGUACUCAUAUUGUCAAAAUAUGCCCCUCCUGUCUUUUUCAACGCCAUGCGAAUUCUAUAACUAAUUAGUAUUUGCAAGAGAAAUAAUACUGUGAACGAUGACAGUUCACGUAUUAUGUAUCACUUCAGCUGGGGGUUUACCUCUUUUCACUCGUAAAAAGGGGGAAGGAGAUGUGUUGCCCUUCUCCUUAGUUGCUUCUUUAAAUGGAGUUCAUAUGUUUUGUAAAUCUCAAGACGUUUUAUUGAAAAGUACUAAGACUUCAGACACAACCUUUGUAUGGGAAGAGUUUGAAGGAAGCAUUAUAUUAGUGGCCGCUGCUUCUUGUUGUGACGAAGCAGCUCUGCAAAAGCUUCUGAAUGCUGUGUUCAAUGCUAUGCUAUUAAUGGUUGGAGUUGACGAAAUAAGAAAUAUCAGAAAUCCUGACCGUUUCAAACGUGAAUUGAGAGUAUGUUAUCCGCUUGUUGAUAAGCUUAUGGAUGGAAUGGAUGGUAGUACUGUCAGUAAUACAGCUGGAAGUGCUCAUGCAACAGGAAAGAAUUCCAAUAAUUUUAGUGAUUCUACAGAAUAUCUUUGCUGUGGCAAUCUUAUUGGAUUAUCUGAAACUCUUCUGAGCUAUGAAAGCAAUGAUUUAAUGGCGUGUUUAGAUGCCUAUGCAGAAUGUUUGAAUAGCCAGUUUGCCUGUCUUUUGGUAUAUGGGCGUGAAUUAGUUUCAACUCCUGCUUGGACCGAUCUUCAUCCACUUGAGCGCCAACUUUUGACACUUUUAACUGUUGUCUCAUCCCCUUCCACAUCAAGUGAUACUCCAAUAUUUCUUCCAUUCAAGAGCCCAUCGAUACCCUUCAGGCUUAUAUGGGUGCUUCUUGUUCCUGGUGUAUCAAUUUUGGGACUGUGCGGACCUACGCCGACUUUAUCUGAGGCAGAGCACUUAGCUUUACAGUGUUGGGGACCAAGUGCUGACCAUUUGCGAUCCAUUACGCAGAUUGCCCCUCGCAACUUUCCUCAUUCCAUUCAGCUAGACAGCAAUGUGUUGGGAUUUCUCUUGAUUAAUACUGAGGUGGGAAAAUAUGUUUUGAGCUACAUAGCUAAUGACAAGCCAGUGUGGCAGUCACGAGAAAGAACUGAGAGUAAUACUGAACAUAGUAAUCCUGUUAAUGCCCCGUCCUCUCGACACCGUCUGCAUGUGUUACGAACUUUUUAUCAUCAAGCUGUGGAAUCACUCCUGCUUACUGCUGACAGUUCAAACAACAAAAAAGAAAAAGGUGACACAGCAAGAGAAAGUUCCCCUUUGGAAACAUAUUGGUGUUCAGAAUACCAUAAAUGUCAUGGUAUAAGAAGAGGCACAAAUGUUCUAUGUGUGCUUUAUGUUUCGUCUGUUCCCACCCACACAAUGAGAUUGUUAUCUCAGCAAACUCUGAAGAUUCUGACUACUGACAAACAACUACAUUGGUAGCAAAGUGAGAAUUUUAUGAUUCAUUGAGGUUUGUUGACGUUUUCUCUUCUGUUGAUGUAUAUUGAAACAGUGGCUGUGCCAUGGAUAUUUAAAUUUCUACUUGUAUUAAUUUUUUUAAUAAUUGAUAUUUAUCUAUUAAACGUAAAAUACUUUUA
Messenger RNA from Frankliniella occidentalis (western flower thrips), 1781 nucleotides. RefSeq names its product protein fuzzy homolog (gene fy). Lineage: Eukaryota; Metazoa; Arthropoda; Insecta; Thysanoptera; Thripidae. Bases 274 to 1626 code for a protein of 450 amino acids. The transcript is spliced from 10 exons. The record is from RefSeq and is a predicted model, not a curated record. Gene Ontology annotation, biological process: vesicle-mediated transport; non-motile cilium assembly.